Molecule: messenger RNA, 3856 nt
Organism: Spodoptera exigua (beet armyworm)
Lineage: Eukaryota; Metazoa; Arthropoda; Insecta; Lepidoptera; Noctuidae
Source: the annotation of a GenBank genome assembly
UUUGAGUGACUCGAAGUGAGCGUUUCUUUGUCUAUGGUAGGGUUGGAAUGGAAAUGGAAGAUAGCCAUUUGUCUGAUAACCAAACAAUAGAAAAUAUUGGCUUUACGUGUGCAAUUUUUAGCGUAAAACGAUUAAUCUGUGAAUAUUAGACGAUAUCCAGGUGCUUCCUGGACCACAGAAGCUGCCAAUGGAAUGAAAUCAGCCGUUCAAUAUGGAUGGGGAAGCUGAAGACUUCAACCUCCAGUGGGAGGAAGAAGUCGAAGUAAAGAAAAUGUUUGCCUUCCAGCCAGUCCCGGGAGUAGUUGGAACAGAAGAAGUGAUUACAGGUCUAGAAAACAUGCCACACACUGCCUUUUCCACGUUGAAAGUUGAAAAUCAGAUGUAUACACAAACAUCUGAAGAGAUGAUGAGUACAGACCAGAUGGCUGCAGAAAAUUUAAUGUUUUUGUCUCAAGAUGUAGUGAGUUAUACAGAAACAGCUGAACUAGCUGAUGAUCCCAGUGUAGAGUGUGUCACUGAAGAAGUCAUUACAGAUGAUUGGGUGAUACCUGGUGGUCAAGAAAGAGUUGAAGUUCCUAUGGAUCAUUUGAAUCACCCUGAUUUGGUAUUAAAAGAAGAAAAUGAACUUGAUGUUCCAUUGCCAACAGACCAGGAUGAGUAUACAGCGAUGCGGCCGUGGCCUUGCGACUUUUGUUCGCGGCGGUUCCGUAAGAAGGCCGCUUUAAUGAACCACAUGGUGGCACAUCAGAAUGAUCGGCCUCACGCCUGCAACCUAUGCGGCGUGCGAUAUGUACGCAAGUGCGAUCUCAUGAACCACCUAAAAGUUCACGCCUUUGUGCCUGACAACCCCGAAUCCGUAGAUUAUGAUGUCCUAGACAAUAACCAAAUCAUAAAACCAAAGAAGAAACGAGGUCGACGGAAAAAGAAUCCUGAACCGGUUGAGGAGAACGGCACAUGCGAGAACAUGACGUCAGCGCGCACGCAGCAAUGGUCGCGACGCGCGCGGUCGCCGGCGCGGCCGCCCCCCUCGCCGCCAUCCCCCGCGUCGGAGCCCGCGCCCCCCUCGCCGCCCCCGCCCCCCAGCGACCCAUCGCGACCCUUCGUCUGUCGCCACUGUGGAGUCGGCUUUGCCAGGGAAAAAGCUCUGCAGUCACAUGCCAGGGUGCACGGCGGAGACUCUCCAGUGGAGUGCUCGUCCUGUGGGGAGCUGUGCUGGUCGCGCGAGGCACUCGCCUCUCACAUGCGACAGAGGCAUCCGCAUCUACCGCCGCGCACUGACCAACAGGAACAACCCUUCGAAGACUCCGACUCCGGUGACGACAUGGAAUUCCGUUUGUCUCCCCUGUCUCACGGCGGCGGUGAGCGUGCCGUGUACGACACGAUGCGAGGCCCCGAGCUGUUCUGCCAGGACUGCGGGGUCGCAUUCCAGAGGGCUGACUUACUGCGGAGACAUGUAGCCGCCGCGCACAGCUACAAGCGGCACGACAGUUCGAGCAGUACGUGGGCCGAGCACACGUGCGACGUCUGCGGGGAGGGCUUCACUGACGCCCUGCAGCUACUGGCGCACGCCGAGGGACACGCCGAGAGGCAUCGCGCGCCCUCCGCCGCGCCCAGAUUAAAAAAAAUGUCUAGAGGUCGAAAUAAUGCAGCAUCAACGGAUGCUUCCCGUCAAUUCCCAUGUAGAGUGUGUGGCAAAGUGUUUGGUUCGCGGAGUUCGCAACAAAUCCACAUUCGGAUCCACACCGGCGAACGACCGUAUGCGUGCCGGUUCUGUUGGAAAGCCUUCGCAGACGGCGGCACUCUACGUAAACAUGAGAGAAUACAUACAGGGGAAAAGCCGUACGCGUGCGCAGUAUGUCCGCGCGCCUUCAACCAGCGCGUCGUGCUGCGGGAACAUGUCCGCUCCCACCACUCCGCGCCCGACCGCCGCGCUAACGGUGGCCCCGCGUAUUGCUGCGUAGUAUGCGGGCGCACCCUGCACUCCAGCGCAGAGCUAGUGCAGCAUCUCAUUCAACACUGUGACGCUAACACCGCGCUCAAGAGGCAACCACAGACGGGCCCUCGGAAAUACAAGCGGCGGCGAAAAUUGAAGACAGAACAAUCUCCAGCGACUCCUCGCGAUUGGGAGCGUAAUUCACCAUCACCGCCACCCGUGUCUCGGUCUCCGUCGCCUGGUUCGCGCGCGUCUGACACUCUCGGUACGUCCCCCGCGCCCCCCGACUCGCCCCCCUCCCCGCCGUCGCCCGCGCGGCGUAGGCGGAGGCGUGCGGCCCCGCCCCCUGCGCGGCCGCGCAUGAUCCAUACGGAGGAGGCCGGGCGAGCGCGGCGCCGCGCGGCCCGCGCCCCCUCGCCGCUCUGGGAGCGCAGCGCGCGCCUGCGCCGGCCGCCGCGGCACCCUGCGGACGACCUGCGCGCCAUGCGCCACGACGAGGGCGCGGGCGAGGACGCGAGCGAGGCGGCGCCGAGUGCGGGCGGGCCGUUUAAAUGCGAGAUGUGCGAGCUGGAGUUCCCGCGCCGCGACGCACUGCUCCUACACGUGCCGGUGCACAUCUGACGCCCGCACUCGGCCCCGCGCCCGGCCCCGCGCCCGGCCCCGCGCCCGGCACCGCGCCCGGCCCCGCGCCCGCGCCUUCUGCGCCGACCCGGGCCCGCGCCCGCCCCGGUGUAACACCUACACGAUCGUCGUGUGACGAAUCUCCACUGGUAAUCUGGUGCGACGGUAGGGUACUGCGUGUACGUCCUACUCCAAACUCACUGGUGACUUAUCAUUGUGUUCUCAGUGUCUCUCAAAAGACUUGUAGCAAGGAAAUCAUUGAACAUCAUUAUUAAAUCUUAAAUAGUUUACUUUAUGCAAUACCUAUGAUAUGUUGUAUAAAAGAUGAAUGUUAUGUGAAGCCAUUAUUAAUUAUUUGAUGUUUAUAUUAUAUAGCAAUCUGUACAUUGUGAUAGAUUAACAAUUUGUAUGACAGACAUUCAAUAAUCUUAUUUCUUGUGCAUGUUUGAAAUGUUUCUCAUAAUUAUGAUAUCACCAAAUAAAUGAAGUUGUGCAUGGAAUAGUCUUUUAAUAGUAAUACGAUCUGUAAAUUUGCAUAAAAAUUAACAUAGAGUUAUUAGAGGCUUACAUGUAUUAAAUUGUUUGCUGGUCAAAGAUGACAAAUUAUUCAAUUGUGGCUCUGUUACAUUGUUUUAGUUUUAUAGAUGGAUGUAUAAUGUUUACAUUAAUCUUUGUUUUUAAAUAGCACCCUUAUUCUAUGCAUACUUUGUUGUACAACUAUACAAAUGACUAAAUGACUGCUGACUUGACUGUUUCGUUACAUUACCGAGGUGUGUUGGGUAUCAAGUGAAUUGUUGUAUUAUACUAAUUGACUGAUUUAUUGAUUAGUUGAAUGUAAAUUUAUUAUUAUUCUAGUGGUAAAAUUAUGUACAUAAUAUGUAUGUAAUUAAUAAAAUUUGUGACAGUUUUGAUGUUUUCAUUGUUUAGUACAAAUGCUGUAUGUUUUGGGGUUUUUUUUACUGUUUUUAUCCAUUUUAUUGUGAUAUAGACAUAAAGAAGUUAAUGUUGUGCCAUGUGAUGGUUAUGAAAUGAACAGGUAUUACUUCUGGACUGGUAUAGAAAAUGUUGAUUUUUAACAACCUUCUUGAAACAAAAUAAUUAUUUCUUAUAGUAGCUAGUAUUAAAAACGUUGUGCAAUACAUUCCCCAAAAUACAUGGUAGUUAUGUAUGCCUUUCUAAAAUGUACGUAAGAAUUCUGUUCUUUCUUUUGAGAUGAGGAUCAAAACCAUUGUACAUAAUAUACUGAAAUAAAACUUUAAUAAGCGAAGUAUUGUUUUUCUUUUAGACUGACCUAGAUAUUAG